AUGUAUCGUUUUCCUCGUAGAGUAAAUAAACGUCGUCGCGUUCGACAGAUCAAACGUCAAACUGUUCGUCAAGUAAUCGUUGGAGAAAAUUCUUCUGAUGCAAGCUGCAUUGAUGAUUAUGGUGAACAAUUUCCAGUAACAUGUGAUCAACAACAACAAAUAAAUGUAGAAGAUUGCUCUAGGAUAAUCAAUAAUGGGGGUUUGUUGUAUUCAGAGUCUGUUAAUAAGAACGACGAUAAUGUCUAUUGGACUAGUGAAGAUGAAUAUGAAAACGACACACUUCCAUUGUUUCAUGGUUCUCCUAUUAGUAUCACGGAUGCUAUUCAUCGAAUCUCUAAUUUCUAUUUAAGUCUAAAUUUAGAUAAAGAUAAAGUAAACAAAUUACUUCAUUUAAUUAAAGGUUUACUUCCAAAACCAAAUCUAUUGCCGAAGACAUUGACACGUAUGACAAAAGCAUUGAAACAUGUUUCAUCAACGUCCACUAGUUGGCUUCGUAGUGAUUGUUAUCAAUCAUGCCACACGCCUGAAGUACGUUACAAAAUGUGUGCCGAUCAAAAUUGCUCCACUUCAUUUCGACAACGUCAAGCAACAGAAGUUAUUGAGAUAGUUCGAUUUGAUAUUAGAUCACAAAUUCAAUCCAUUAUCAACAGAAAUGCUUAUUUCAUAAAUAAACCAUGUUUAUUUCCGAAUAGUGAUGUUUGUUAA
Rotaria sp. Silwood1 is the source of this 705-nucleotide messenger RNA. The record is from the annotation of a GenBank genome assembly. Lineage: Eukaryota; Metazoa; Rotifera; Eurotatoria; Philodinida; Philodinidae.